This is a messenger RNA of Planococcus citri (citrus mealybug), 1660 nucleotides long. It is a transcript of the gene asf1, whose product is annotated as histone chaperone asf1. The transcript has 4 exons. Gene Ontology annotation, cellular component: chromatin; nucleus. Lineage: Eukaryota; Metazoa; Arthropoda; Insecta; Hemiptera; Pseudococcidae. Gene Ontology annotation, molecular function: histone binding. Gene Ontology annotation, biological process: DNA replication-dependent chromatin assembly. The record is from RefSeq and is a predicted model, not a curated record. Bases 422 to 979 code for a protein of 185 amino acids.
GAAAAAUCCAGAAAUAAAUGAAAAAAAAGUUUCAAUCAAUUUGGAGGGAAAAUUCGGAACGAUUUUUGAUCUUUUGGAUUAACUUUUGCGCCUUUAAUCGUAAUUUUACUUGUUUGGAAUUUUAUGUGACCUUUGCCUUGUUUUUCAUAACGAUUUAAUUAACGUUUGAAAGUAUUACAUUCUGCUAGUGUGUCGAUUGAUUCGAGUAUUUUAGUGUUUUUGAUAACCACAUCGUUGAUUCAUCUUUCAUCUCGCAUAACUUGUCUCAUUUCAUAAAUACUUUCAUUGUGCUUGUCAUUUCAGUCAAUUAUAAUCUGCCAUUAUAGUGAUUUGUAUCUUUUGUUCCUUUACUCGAAUCCGUGCUUGUACGUGCAUGAAUUGGUUUCCGCUUAAUUUAUGAAAAUUAGUUCAAUCGGUAUAAAUGGCUAAAGUUCAAGUAUGCAACGUCAAUGUGCUGAAUAAUCCUUCUCCUUUCAACAGUCCCUUUCAGUUUGAACUGACAUUCGAAUGUAUCGAAGAAUUACAAGAAGAUUUAGAAUGGAAAAUGAUAUACGUAGGUUCUGCAGAAAGCGAACAAUAUGAUCAAGUAUUAGACACAAUUUAUGUUGGCCCUAUUCCGGAAGGAAGGCACAUGUUUGUAUUCGAAGCCGAUCCACCGGAUGCAACAAAAAUUCCCGUUGCUGAUGCCAUCGGCGUAACCGUUGUAUUACUAACGUGUUGUUAUAAAAAACAAGAGUUUGUCCGUGUAGGAUAUUUCAUCAAUAACGAGUAUAAUGAUCCAGAAAUGAAAGAAAAUCCUCCCGCAGUGCCGGAAUUUGACAAAGUUACUAGAAACAUACUUGGAACUGAACCACGUGUCACCAGAUUUAAAAUCAAUUGGGACGAUUCGGAAAAUGGACAAGCUGAUCCAUCAAAUGAUACAACACCUUUGAUAUUUAAUGAAAGCAGUUGCAGUCAAACCGCAAUGGAGGUGUCGUAAUUUUUAUCCAAUUUCUUUUGUAUUGUGUAUAGGCGGGUAAAUUGAUCGCUCGUGUUUAUGUUGGUCGUGUUUUUAAUUUUUAUCAUUUCAGUAAAUCCUGUUUUGAUGGGAAUCAUUUUACAAUUUUUCUUUGAUCAAAUUUCAUUGUUGUGUCCGAAUAAGUUCUGAAACUUUUCAAUUCUAAAAUCGAAGAAACUGUUGUAUGUUGUUAUUAUUACUGAGUAAAUCAUGUUAUACUAAAAGUAUUAUCUAUCGAAAAAUGCCUGCGUUCGUUUUGACGACCUCUCUCCGUCUCCCAACAUAGUUUAAUUUCUACUCAGCUGAUAUAUUGUACGACAAAUGAUCGGAUUUUGAGGGAUAGGGUUUCAGGUAAUGAACUGCAGGAGAAUUUGUUUUUAAAGAAGAUUUUGUACUUGUAUUAUGUAUUUUUUGAUAGGUAAUGUAACUAACAAUCUAGUGUUUUUCAAAGUUUAACCAUUUUAAACAAGCUUUAAUUGUAUUCAUUUUGGAAUGUUCGACUGUUAAGUUAAUCUAAAUAUGAUUUGCUGAAUGUAUUGAAUUAUUUAUCAUCCAUCACUUGUGCGAACAUCGUGAAUGGAGUUAUAUAAGUUCUGUGUGAAUAAUGUUAUCAUUGGCGUAAGAUAAUGUAGUUUGAUAUAAAAAUAUAAUUUCUUAGCUUUU